AACAAUAGAGAGAAGGAUUAUCAAAAUGGGGAAACCAGCUGGGUAUUGGGUGAAUAAGAUUAGGACAUCAUUCAAAGGAGGAUCAUCUUCGAGCAAAUCACUAGAUGAAGGAAGUGCUUCUGGUUCUAGAAAGAACGGUAGUAAGAAUCAGAAAACAGAGGAAGGCAAUAAGAAGGGUGAAGCUGAGAGUGGGAGGAAAGUGAUGGUUGUUGUGGACACAACUUCACAAUCAAAGAAUGCUCUUCAAUGGGCAUUAACACAAUGUGUUCAAGAUGAAGACAAUAUCACUCUCCUCCAUGUCACAAAAACACCUGUAGGGCAAGCUACAGAUGAGACACAAGGGCAGAGAAACUCAAGGGCUCAUGAACAAGUUCAUCCACUGAAGAAUUUUUGUCAGCUCAAGAAACCUAAUGUGAAGACGGAGAUAGUGGUGGUUGAAACGGCGGAGGAGAAAGGGAAGACGAUAGUGGAGGAAGCAAAGAAACAAGGAGCUGGAGUUUUGGUUUUAGGUCAGAGAAAAAGAACUUCGAAGUGGCGCGUGAUUUGGAAGUGGCGAGCAAAAGGAGGAAUAGGAGGCGGAGUGGUUGAGUAUUGUAUUCAUAACUCCGAGUGUAUGGCUAUUGCCGUGAGGAAGAAAAGUAACAACGGAGGUUACUUGAUCACCACGAAACGUCACAAAGACUUCUGGCUCUUGGCCUAAUU
Brassica oleracea var. oleracea is the source of this 702-nucleotide messenger RNA. RefSeq lists its product as uncharacterized. The transcript is spliced from 3 exons. The coding region runs from base 26 to 700 and encodes 224 amino acids. The record is from RefSeq and is a predicted model, not a curated record. NCBI's taxonomy places the organism in Eukaryota, Viridiplantae, Streptophyta, Magnoliopsida, Brassicales, Brassicaceae.